AUGUGUAGUUUGGACAAGAGCUUUGUGCUGCUCUCUGUGACAAUUGGGAUCAGCUUGUUAUUCAGCAAUGUGAUUGGGAAGAAAGCGAAUUGUCCUUCUCGGUGUAGCUGUACCAGAGAUACCAUCAUGUGUGUUGGAACUUCAUCUGUCCCAAGAAUUACUGCCGGCGAUAUAACGUCCCUGAGUUUGGUAAAUGGAAGUUACCACGAAAUAAGAGAAGGAAUGUUUUCAAGCUUGCCGUUUUUGCAACUUUUGCUGCUGAAUUCAGAUUCAGUUACAAUGAUAAAAGAUGACGCCUUUGCUGAUCUUCCACAUCUUGAGUAUUUAUUUAUUGAAAACAACAAAAUUGAGUCCAUAUCAAGACAUGCCUUUCGAGGACUCAAAGAUUUGAUCCAUCUUUCUUUGGCCAACAACGGGAUCAAAUCUUUACCAAGGGAUGUCUUCCUUGACUUGGACUCCUUGACUGAACUGGAUUUGCGUGGAAAUGAGUUUCAAUGUGACUGUAAAACAAAAUGGAUGACCUCUUGGUUGAAGAUCAUCAAUGCCACUGUGAAUGACAUUUUCUGCGCUGGCCCUCGAAAUCAUGAGGGAAAGAAGCUAACUGACCUGACAAACUCUGAGUUUGACUGCCUGUCAACAGAAUUUGUACUGCACCAGAGUUUACCUUAUGAGUCUGUAUCUGUGAACACGUUCUCUUUCAAGAAUGAUGUUUACGUAGCAAUCGCGCAACCAAACGUCGGAAACUGCAGCGUGUUAGAGUGGGACCAUAUUGAGAUGAGUUUCAGAAGUUAUGACAAUAUUACUGGUCAGUCCAUAAUUGGAUGUACACCAAUAACAAUUGAACAACAAGUCUUUGUUGUAAUUGCACAACUUUUUGGUGACUCUGCUAUUUAUAAACAUAAUGAGAGCUGGACUAAAUUUGUGAAAUUUCAAGGAAUCGAAGGUUCUAAAAUUUCAAAACCGAACGACAUUGAGGUAUUCCAAAUUGACAAUGAGUGGUUCUUUAUUAUUGUGGAUAGUUCCAAAGCUGGGUUGUCAACAAUAUAUAAAUGGACUGGCAAAGGAUUCUAUUCCUACCAGACUCUGCACAAGUGGUUUAGAGACAUAGACUCUGAAUACGUCAGUAUAAAUGGGAAGUCUUGUUUAAUUUUAACAAGUCGAUCACAAAACCCAGUGAUCUAUGAAUGGAACAAAAAUACAAAGCAGUUUGUGCAGCAAAGUGUUUUGCAACAUAUGGAGGAUGUAAUAGCUGUGAAGAGUUUCAAAAUUAAAAAUGACCUGUUCAUUUCUCUGACAAGAUUUAUUGGAGAUUCUAAAAUAAUGAAAUGGAAUACAAAGCAGUUUGUUGAAAUGCAGGAUCUUCCUUCACGAGGAUCGAUGCUUCUGCAACCAUUUUCAUUCAAGGACUGGCACUAUCUGGUUGUAGCAAGUGACUACACUUUCUCUGAGAUUUAUAUUUGGGACAGUCAAAAAAAGGGCUUUACAAAAUUUGAACAAAUCUAUGUCCAGGCUCCCAGGUCUUUCACUGCCGUAUCCACAGAUCGAAGCGAUUUUUUAUUUGCUGCAAGUUUUAAAGGAAGUACUCAAAUUUUUGAGCAUGCAAUUAUUGAUUUGAGUCUGUAACUUA
This is a messenger RNA of Hypanus sabinus (Atlantic stingray), 1627 nucleotides long. RefSeq names its product leucine-rich repeat LGI family, member 2a (gene lgi2a). The transcript has 8 exons. Gene Ontology annotation, biological process: inhibitory synapse assembly. The coding region runs from base 1 to 1623 and encodes 540 amino acids. Lineage: Eukaryota; Metazoa; Chordata; Chondrichthyes; Myliobatiformes; Dasyatidae. The record is from RefSeq and is a predicted model, not a curated record. Gene Ontology annotation, molecular function: protein binding.